This is a messenger RNA of Sander lucioperca (pikeperch), 4347 nucleotides long. It is a transcript of the gene far1, whose product is annotated as fatty acyl CoA reductase 1. NCBI's taxonomy places the organism in Eukaryota, Metazoa, Chordata, Actinopteri, Perciformes, Percidae. Bases 300 to 1853 code for a protein of 517 amino acids. The transcript has 13 exons. The record is from RefSeq and is a predicted model, not a curated record. Gene Ontology annotation, biological process: long-chain fatty-acyl-CoA metabolic process. Gene Ontology annotation, molecular function: alcohol-forming very long-chain fatty acyl-CoA reductase (NADP+) activity. Gene Ontology annotation, cellular component: peroxisome.
UGACAAUUUGAUGGAAACAUGACACACAGAAUGUGCGUUUUAAGUUCACCUGAAGCCGUUUUUUAUUUAGAUGAAGUGAAAUAUGGAGGAGUGAGACAUCUUUUUCACCCUAUCUGUGCCGGAGACCCUCUGUCCCGGUGACGUCACGGCGGUACAUUUAUCCGCCCAGGCUGCUGGCUUCCUGCUGCUAAGUCUCCACUCUAGCUGUACAAGCUGCUGCACCGCUACACAACGGACUCCUAAGUUGAAGAACCGGGAAACAACGACAUUUCUGGUGGAGUGGUGUUGAGGAGCUCAUCAUGGUGAACAUCCCAGAAUACUAUGCAGGGAAAACAGUGCUGAUCACUGGAGCAACAGGCUUCAUGGGCAAGGUGCUGCUGGAGAAGCUGCUGAGGUCCUGUCCAGGAGUCAAAAGUGUUUACGUGAUGGUCAGGUCGAAAGCUGGUCACAGCCCCCAGGCCCGCAUUGCUGACAUGAUCAACUGUAAGUUGUUUGAGAGAUUGCAAGACGAACAACCAGGCUUUGCAGAGAAGAUCAUAGCAGUGAACAGUGACCUUACACAGCCAGAGCUGGAUCUAAGUAAAGAGGAUCAGAGCAUCCUGGCUGACAACAUUAACAUUGUUUUCCACUGUGCUGCCACCAUCCGCUUUAAUGAGCCACUCAAAGAUGCAAUGCAGCUGAAUGUCCUGGCCACCCAGAAGAUGCUGGCACUCGCCCACAGGAUGAAGCACCUGGAGGUCUUCCUUCAUGUUUCCACAGCCUAUGCCAACUGUGAUCGAGAGCUCAUUGAGGAAAUUGUAUACCCUCCCCCUGUAGACUACCGCAGACUCAUCGAUUCUCUGGACUGGAUGGAUGAGGAGCUGGUGACUGCUCUGACACCCAAGCUGAUCGGGAAGCGUCCCAACACCUACACCUACACCAAAGCCUUGGCUGAGUAUAUGGUGCAGCAGGAGGCUGGAGACCUCAACGUAGCCAUUGUCAGACCCUCCAUAGUAGGAGCCAGCUGGAAAGAGCCCUUCCCAGGUUGGAUUGACAACUACAAUGGACCUAGUGGAAUAUUCAUUGCAGCUGGUAAGGGGAUCCUGCGUACAAUGAGAGCGUCUAAUGAUGCGGUGGCUGACCUGGUGCCUGUGGAUGUGGUCAUCAAUGCCACGCUGGCUGCAGCUUGGUACUCUGGAUCACAGGCACUCAACAGGUCCAAAAACAUCCUUGUUUACAACUGCACAACCGGUGGGAUCAACCCAUUUCACUGGGGGGAAGUUGAGUACUGUAUAAACAUGACCUUCAAGACCAAUCCCUUAGAGCAGGCCUUCAGAAGGCCCAAUGUCAAUCUGCGCUCCAAUCCCUUUACUAAUCAGUACUGGACCACUGUCAGCCACACACUGCCAGCCCUGAUCUAUGACGGCUAUCUCAGGCUGACAGGCUCCAAGCCCCGGAUGAUGAAGACAAUCACACGCCUCCACAAAGCCAUGAUGGUCCUGGAGUAUUUCACCAGUCACUCCUGGGUGUGGAACAAUGACAACGUAGGCAUGCUGAUUGCCCAGAUGAGCCCAGAGGAUAAGAAGGUGUUUAAUUUUGAUGUGCGUCAGCUGCACUGGGCGGAGUACAUGGAAAGCUACUGUAUGGGCACCAAGAAAUACGUCCUCAAUGAAGAGCUGUCGGGCCUGCCUGCUGCACGCAAACACCUCAACAAGCUGAGGAACAUCCGCUAUACCUUCAACACCAUCCUGGUGGUGUUCAUCUGGCGUGUGUUCAUCGCCCGAUCCCUGAUGGCCAGAAACAUCUGGUACUUUGUGGUGAGCCUCUGCUUCAAAUUCCUCUCCUAUUUCAGAGCUUCCUCCACCAUGAGAUAAUAAGCCUUGGACAGGGUGGCGGGUGGAGAGGCAAAGGGGCGAAGAAAUGAAGAAACCCUGGCUGUGGACGUUUAGAGGUUCCUGAGCUCAAAGCCCUUAAAAUGUCACCAUGCUGUCUGUCUCUGGCCCCGUGUUUCCCCAGACACUCAAGGAUUUAAUGGAACCGUUAAACCCAUGAACACAGACAGAGCUACUGGACAAGCCUGGAGAGUCCACAGCAGUCUAAAUGUUGCAUAUCUAGGAUCCAUCUAACCUGAUCUCUAGCAUUUCACAAAACCCGAGGGCAUGGAUUCAUCUCACAAUGAACAAUGCUUAGACUCACAGCACUUGGACUAGUUAAAGAAGCAGGACCCCACACCUUAUGUUUAUUUCCAGUCAGUCUGGUCCUGUGCCAGUUUUUUUACUGCUGCUUUCUUUAAGCUCCAGUGCACUCAAACCUGCUCCAUCUCGUCUGUCUGUCUGCUUGCCUGACUGCCUGCCUGCAAAACAAAGCUAUGUAUUGGAUGAUGCUCUGCCGCACAAAUCUUUAGCUGGUUUUGAGUCAGUCCAGGCUUCCUUUUAUGUGAUCUUUCAUUGAAGAAUAACUACUCAACAGCUAUGUAAGUUAUUUUUCACCUGAAAACAUAACUCGACACUUUUUGUUUUCCUUGUUUGUUUUUUUUUCUCCCUUGAUGUUUGUGUGGUUCUUGUCAGUUUUCUGCUACUUAAGGCCUAUUGAGAUGUUUUAAAAGCCUGUUACAAAAUGUAUUAUACACAGGAUUAGGGUUUUCAUAUGACAGCAGUUUUACAGCCGAUACUCCCACCUGAGCCGGUUUUGCACAUUUAGCUGGCAGCAGUUGAAGAAUGAUUCUCUACUGACUCAGUUGAGUCUUGUUCAGGGACAGGCUAGCCUAGAAAUCAUGUUCAAACUGUCUUGCCCUUCGAACCCCACCCCCAAGACCAAAGCCAUUUCAACCAAUUGGACCGUUGCACUGGCAGCUGGGUAUAAAGAGAAAGUUGACAUUGCAGGGGCUGAGGGGAGCUCACUCAUACUGACCUGUGCCCCACCAAGAGUUGUCAUUGGCUGUCUUUUACUCUUCCUGCUUGAACACUCAACAGCAAUGCACUCCUGUAUGUCCCUAGUGAACUGCAGUGGCUAGUUCCCUAAUUACGACCAAGCACAAUGUAGAUUGUAACACGAUGGCUUUAUCCAGUGCCUACAAACUGUUUGUUAUUGCAUCAGCAGAUCUUGCAAAUCAAGCUUCUUCUACAGGUUCCCUUUUUUUGUCAUGUCAAAGUCAUUUGUGUCAUUUGGUCUCGAACUGUUUUUGCCAAAAACCUCUUGGCUAACAGCGUCAUAGCUCAGUAGAGGAUACAGGCGGAGUUGAGAGGGGAAAUGGUGUCACCUUUGGUUUCUUUUUCUCCAUUAUGCUUGCACAUUUAAACUUUUAGUACUGGUUGACAUAUUUAGUUGAUGUGCAAUGUUAUGACUUUUAUUCAUUGGUCUGCUAGUACACUACUUUUCAGGUAGCUCCAACUGUAGCCCACCAUCUUUUUUGAAAGGUUUAUUACUUUAGUAUUUUCCUUUUUAGUAAUUCUUAUGGGUCAUGGGUUUGUCAUGUUACUGGUUAAUUUACCAUCUUAGUUGCUUCUGUAAAUAUAUUUAGGAUUUGUCAUGUGCUCAUGCUGUUUACAACCGGCGGCUGUUAAACUCUUGGACCAUUCUGUUGCCUUCAUCAUUCUGUCUUGUUACAUAAGAAAUGUGUCUUUUAUACAAGAAAUGUUGGCUUGUUACAGAAUUGGCAACAUGAGCUAAGACUACUUUUUUUUUUUUUUUUUGGGGGGAUGAAUUUCUCUGGGUUUUCAUAGCAAUUAAUCCUCCUUGCCAUAUAAGUCUUUAAUUAACAUACAUGAGGUUUACCUGUGCGCAUUGUCUUGUCUGUUACCUAUUUCUCGAGCACGCUACAAUGUUUGAAAGCAGCGUUUGAGCUCAUCUUUGGUUGUGCUUGCAUGUGUCUUAGGCCAUAGCAGCUUUAAACACCUACAUGUACGUCUAAUAGUGAAUGUCCUCCUACAAAUGUUUAAGCUUCAAUGAUGUGUGUAUUGAUCACCUGCAUCAAAGUAGUUUUUUUUUUUUUUAUUUUUUUUUUUUAUUUUCUGGCUUCUUUUUUUCAUGGCUCAAAGAUUGUUGCUUCUAUUUUACAUGGCCAACACAAAAUGGGUCCAUAUGCUUAAGCUGUACUAGUAUACAAAAUACGUUUUUUUCUUCUGAGGUUGAUUGCAUUAAGACUUGUUACAGUGUAAUGUUCAUUUUUCAUGUGUUCAUGUGGUUCUCGAGGUGACAAUUUUUUCAUUGCUUCUGCUUUAAGCAUGAUGAGCAUAGGUUACUGUGUUCUUUCAGGAGGAAAAGGAGUUUUUGCCACAGGCAUUGUCAAUGUGAAACUCCAAAAAAAAAAAAUCAAUGGGUGCCUUUGUUUGUAAACCAAAAAAUAAGAAAUAAACUGUUUAAUCCUGA